Drosophila simulans is the source of this 6239-nucleotide messenger RNA. Its product is annotated as proteoglycan 4. Bases 1059 to 5444 code for a protein of 1461 amino acids. The record is from RefSeq and is a predicted model, not a curated record. Lineage: Eukaryota; Metazoa; Arthropoda; Insecta; Diptera; Drosophilidae. The transcript has 8 exons.
UCUAGCCAGCAUUCGGUGUCGUUUGGUUCCGGACUCAGUUUGUAUUUAGCGGCUGACGCGGGAGGUUCGUGCGUUCGGUGCGUUGUCGGUGUUUGGAAUUGAAUGUUUUUGAAACGGCGAUCGGUCGAGUCGUGUGCCGGUAAUUUGUAUACAAAAAAAAAAAACACAUAUUUGGAAAUGCAAUAUCGAUGGCAAGUGCUCUCUGCAAAGUGAGUGAGUGAUGGAUCCUUGCGUCCUUCAGUUCUUUUCGGAUUCAAAUCCUCCACCGAGGUGCAACAGUUGUUUCGUAGUUGGAUUCUGAGUGGAAACAAUAUAUCCAUAAUAAUAUAUGUGUGCGUGUUUUCAAAAAGAGGCAAACAAGAAGUGGGAUUUGUUAUUGGAAAGUACAAAACAGCGCUCCCAUAGACACACACACUCGAUGCGGCCGAGCCAGCAAAUCCCCGACAAAUCUUAAACCAGUUUUAAGAUACAUAUUCUUGGUGUCAGUGUGUGCAUGUUGAUUUUUUCUGGCAUUGUUUUCGUUUAUUUUUUAUACUCCGCGCUGCUGCUGGCUCUGCAUCUUUUUUGUGUACCCAUACCCUUUGCGCCUGCCCCUAAUCGCGUUUCCAUUUUCUGGCCAUCGUCCAGAUCCGAGGUUUUGGUUUCGGGCUCCGCGUGAGCAACAAGUACCCCCGCCUAGUACCUAUACCCAUACCCAGACCCAUACCUAUGCCUUCAUCUAUAUCUGUACCCAUACCAAGUGCCUGGCCGCGUCUCGCUCCGCCUGCCAUCUGAAAACCCGAAAAACUCGGAAAGAAACGAGCUUAAAUUCUAACGAGAUCAGCACGCCAGUUGGUAACUCUGCCCCUCCAAUUGGUCCAAUUUGAAUGCGGUACGAAGCACCUCCAGAAUCCGGCGAAGAUCGCACAAGUAAUUCCAAAAGACCACCAACAAAAGAGUUUCGAACAAUGUAACGACAACCUAAACGAUCUAAACAUAAUCGAAAGCCGGAAAAUUAUUGUAUUGCCCAGAAAUCAAGUUGUUGAACAGACGCCAAAAAGCACUUCAGCGAAAUCAGCAUGUCUUCCGGCCUGAUGUCGUGUGUGAGGGAAAACUCGCCGCCGCUGGAAUCGGAGUUGGAUGCCAGCUGCGCCGGGGGACCAUUGUCAUUGCCGGCGGGUCACGCCCACCCGCACAACCAUGGCGCCACCUCAACGCCCAUCUCCAGUCCAGGAAACGAUGCCCACCAGUCCCCGACCGCCGAGCAUCCAAAUCAGCAGCAACAGCAGCAGAAGCGUCGUCGUUUCCAUCCGCUUCGCAACCUGCGGCGCAUCUUCCGGCGACGUACGAUCAAUAGCUCAGCGGACAGUCCUGCAUCCUGUCAGUCGCCAGGAGCCGGAUCCUGCAACACCUUGCCACCGCCCGCCACCAGCAGCAGCAGUGAGAAGAAUCUGCGCAGCGGGAUCGCAUCGCCACCAGGAUCUCCCCUGAAUCCCCAGCAGCUGAAGGAGAACUACCAGACGCAAUCGCUGCCCAAGUCCAAAUCGUACGGCUCGCAUCGCGAUGAGCUGCUAAGUGUGCUCCUUGGCAAAAAGCGGGCCAGCAAGCAGGACCACAGCCAGGUUGCAGUCCAACCCGAUUCCCAAGCGCAGUCGCAAUCCCCGCAGGAAGCCAUGUACCAGGCCCAGCGACAGCAUGGCGGCGUCGCCGUCUUCCCCGAUUCACUUGUCCUUAACCGGAGCAGCUACUUUGCCGAGCAGAGAAUCCAACAGCGCCAUCUUCGCAGCGUGGGUGACUCCUCGCAGGAACUGGAGUCCAGCCUAGGCUUAGGUUCGGGAUCAGGAUCCGGAGCUGGUGGCGCCGCUGACAUCUCCGACAGCCAGCGAAGCCUUAGCGAAGGUCGCCUUCUGGAUGUGGACGGGGAUUACUCUAGGGAUACCCUGUCCCAGUCACAUGACAGCGUCUUCUCCGAAUCGGCCACAGCCAGCAGUCUAUCCAUUGUACUCAAGGCGGAACUCACGGAUGUCCUGCGCAAGCGACGCAACAGGCCAGAUGCCUCUGACGAGGAUUUGGGUCUGCCCCGCAGCCCGGCUUCUCCGCAACGGAGGGCAGGGGGUGGAACCAGCAGUCGAAAUACCUCCGGAGUGGGUCACCAGUCACGGGGUCACCAGAGCGAGGUGUCUUCACUCAGCUUGCACAGUGUCAAUAGUGCCGAAGUGGAGACGGAGGACAGCCAGAGCUCCCAUCAAUACCGUCAUCACUCGCGCGUUUCCACCAGCUCAUCGAUCUCGAUGGGCUCGGAUAUACUGCGAUCACAUCACGAGGACGACGUGGACGCCGUGGGCGGAGAACGUCAUCGUCUUUCCCAUGCGGCGGCCAAGCACAAAAUGGCCAUCAGGCCUGUGAAAAAGAAAGGACCCACCAGGCAGCACCGGAUGACAUUGGAGACUUCCAUUCCGGAGGCCAAUGAGGAUGUGCUUAAGAUUAGCCCUGGAUUAAGAGCUGUCCAUGAAGCCGAUCUCAAGAUCAAGACGCGCUCUUUGCCACCGAAGACUCUAACUGCCAUUGCACCACCGGUCCAGGCUAACGCCGCCAGCUCGGUGACGACCAAACGAACCAAUACAAUCGAGCAGAGCUCCACCAUUACCAGCACCAUUAAGACCACAAGCUCGUCCUCCACGACAUCUCAGAUGUUCGGACUUCGAGGUCUGACCAGCAAGAGCAACGCUUUGCUGGAGAAUCGUGGAGAGUCUUCCACGGAUGGGGACGACUUCCUGGCCAAUGAGCGGGAGAAGGAGAACGAGGGUGGAUUCCUGCGCCGUCUGAUCCACCGGAACUCCAAGAGAUCCAUAGCCAGGGCCAACGACGGAGUCGAGGAUACGGAUUCCAGCCAGAGUGUGGCCAAGAAGCUGCAGAUCUCAACCUCCUGCUUGGAGGCCGCUGCUCGGGAUGCCGUUCAAGUGCCGGACAAGUCACGCAGUGCCACGUCGCACGAGCAGCACAUCCAGGAGACGCGACAAACAAUCAAGCGGGAGAUUCACAACGAAGGCAAGCACGGAUUGAACGCCAUGGUCAGUAACUACGGUGUGCAUCCACAUCCACCCACGGCAUUAAAGCCGAAAUCAGGUCCUGCCGCCAGGCAGCGAUACAUGCCCAAGGAACUGGGAGCUGCUCCGCUGGAGAAGAUAACCUCGGGCAACGAUGUGACCAACUUGUUGUCGAAGAGCUCGCGGGGCAACGACACCUUCCAGUCCACCACUUUGGUGCGGGAACAGCAGAACAAAGUGGAGACCUCAACGCAUUUCGGGAGGAAACCAAGGAUUGUGGGCUUGAGUGCCUUCCAGCAGAAGCUAUCGCGAUCCAGUGACUCAGUGGGCCAGCACUCCAGCUCCUCCAACUCGUUGGAGACCAGCACGGAUGAGCCCUCGGCCCUGUACUACGAGGAGAAGCAGCGCAAGACGGUUGAAAAGUCCCGCAGCUUCCGAAAUUAUGAGGACGAGGCUGUGGACUCCACGGCCGUGCACAACAAUAUGCCGAGUUUGCCGGAUCUGUCGCUAAGUUUUCGUGUGCCUGCCUACUACAAGCAACCGCAACAAUCGCCCUGUUCGCCGAUUUCCCCCAACGCCAAGUGUGUGUCACUGGGAUUCGAGAUCAACGACAACAAGUUGCUGCAGGCCCGAGCUGAAUCCACGGGCCAGUUGCCAUCUUCUGCGAAAAUCUCACCGCAAAAGGCCACCCCCACAAAGCUUAUCGUGAGUAGUCCGGGUUCAGCUGAUAUCUCCAAGAUCGAGGAGAACAUUGACCUUAUCGUGAAAUCCCCUCUGGUGAACGUUCUAAGGAAGUCCGGUAAUGUGGCUGAUAAGCUGCCCAAGGAGCAAACUACUCCGACCAAACAGCGACCCAAGCUACUCGACUUGGGAGCAAAGAUGACAGCUCCUGCGGCGAACCCAAGUCCCAGCCCGGCAAGUCCGUUGACCAAGAGUGCCAAGCUCUCUAACAGUCCACCCACCACCCCGGCCAAAGGGCAGGGAUCCUCGAACAGCAGUCGCCGGAAUUCCAGCAACGUGGAGAAUACCGGUGAGCCGGAGUUCAUGAAGAUCCAGCUGAAUCGCGUGGACCAGGCGCGUCUGCACAACAAGACCAAUCACUUGGUGCUAGCGAAGAACUUCAAGUCGCCCACGGAGCGGAGUCAGAGCAACGAUGAUCUCAGCUUCCGACGGAACAGCGGCGAGAAUCUGGCGGGAAUCGAGAUUGUGGAGCACCCUCAGCCGAAGCCUCUAAGCCCGGCAAUCAGGCCGACGACACUGGAGCCCAGCUUGAGCAGGCAAUUGAAAUCCGUUAGUGCCACUAGUAUGAGGAAUAGCUAUGGAAGUAGUAGUGAAGGAUUAGCCACUCCAGUUACUCCAGCCACUACACCAAGCACACCUAAAAGCAAUGGGUUUUCGAAAAGUAUUCCCAGUGCUCCCAAGAACGUAAAGGAAGUUAAAGAUGCCAAGGAGCCAGUCAGCCCGAAGGAGCCAGUGAAGAGCAAUCGCCUUUCUCUGGAGGAUCGCAAGCGGUUAUUCCUCAGCGAAGAGCGAACGAAGUCAGUGGAGCUACGCAGGAAGUCCAUUACCAAGUCAGAAAACACUGCUCCACCCACUCCUUCGGUGAUUCCAGCAACGCCCGCCAUUCCAGUCACUCCGGUAACUCCCACCUCUCCCGAAAUAUUCGAGGUCAAUGGCAACACUUCACCCACCUCCAAUCCCGUAGUGUUGCGCAAGAAAUCCUUUGCUAGCUGCAACGGCAAUCCCAGUCCCUCCAAGGACGAUCCCACACCCGAGCUGAUGAAGGUCUUUGCCCGCCGUUCACUUAAAGUGAAGGAUGACGACGUUGUGGCUGUGCCACAGGUACAACCAGCCGCUCCAGUGACCAACAGCAAGAAGCUGUCGCCUAGUGGAGGGGGAGGUCAGAGCGUGGAUAGCGACAAGGAGAACCAGUCGAACAGCGAGGAGAAGCUGGACAAACUGGCGCCCAAGAGCGAGCCCCAGGCGAAACAUCACCCCAGCACCAAUCGCAAUUCGGUUGCAGACUUCCGCAAUCUCAACAAUAAUAACAAUAACCAUCAGCAGCAACAGAAGGUGCCACCAAAGGUGGUCAACUACCUGCCCCCCAUUAAGACCAGCAAUCAGGGCCGCAAUAGCCUGAAUAACAAUAUCAGCAAUGGUAAUGGGAGUGCAAGGCCCGCUGCUGAAAGGUUUUCCCUGCAACUGAAGCAGGCCAACCCGACAGCAACUACUCCAACGUCUCCGGCAGCAGCGGCAGCAACACCUGUUGCAGCACCAACUGCAACAUCUGCAGCAGCAGCAACAGCAGCAGUAGCGCCCAGUAAACCCAUCGAGAGAUCAGCCACCGUGGGCGAGUUCAAGGGAAUCCACCAGAGACGCGCCGAGUGGGAGCAGAGGGCCAAGGAGGCGCUAAAGUAAUGGAUUACUUAUUUGGGUUAACCUAAAUACUCCGCCGACCAGACUGUACCUAGCCUAGCUGCAAUCCAAGUGCUUUUGUCUAGUGAUGCGCUCUCCUUCAAGCAAAUAAAGCCAACUGGGAGGCAACAAAUAAUCAAAUUAUCAUUAUAAUCGUUAGCUUAAAACCUGUAAAGAAUCGCAAAUGAAAUCAAAGUUGAGGGCGCCGGACUGGCGAGGUCAUCCAAAGACAAUAGCGACCUGUUCGGGUCCGGUGCCCGAAAAACUCGAUAGGCAAUAACUAUAUACCGAUCUUCAAAAAGUGACUAGAUUAUACUUAUUUUUAGUCUGUUCAGAGUAUCGCUUACUAUUAAAAGCUACUAGGCUUCGAUUCGAAUUUGUUCUGUGCAUGUCGAGAAAUGUUUUCAAAUAAACUAAAUUACAUCUAUUAAUUGAGAGUCAAGAAAACUGUAAGGACUGUGAGUAUAAUUACGCGUAGCAAGGAGCCUGAUAUUCGAAACAUUUGAUUUACUUUAAGUUGAUAUUUUGCAAGCUUUUAAUUGGUAGAAGAGAUUGAUUUUACUAUCUAGGCUAACUAUUAUUACAUAUUAGUAUCUUACAUGUUUCGAAGACCUUGUUUAUGUAUAAUCUUUAGAGUCUGCCGAGAUUACAGAUCCAUAUGAAUGUAAACGUGUAGAAAUUUAAUCAUAUUCACACCCAAGUGUAUGCAAAACAUUGCGAGUGUACAAUUGUUUUCGAAGUGUCAAGAUUGUAAAUGUACAUACAACAAAUAAAAACGAUUUAAUAAAUAUUCAAGUA